Molecule: messenger RNA, 2784 nt
Organism: Spea bombifrons (plains spadefoot toad)
Lineage: Eukaryota; Metazoa; Chordata; Amphibia; Anura; Pelobatidae
Gene: LRRN1
Product: leucine rich repeat neuronal 1
Exons: 2
Coding region: 146-2302 (718 amino acids)
Molecular function (GO): protein binding
Source: RefSeq, a predicted model, not a curated record
GGGGGACCCGCUCCAUCAUAUACAGAGGUGCUGCCAGAUUCAGCCUAUCUGGAUUUAUUUAAAUAGAAGACGUGAAGAAUCGGUAGAAGACUUGUUUUUUCUGCCUUUCUGAAAUCUGGGAACUAGGGGGGAUACAAGUCUUGACAUGGCUCGGAUAAACAUCUUUGUCCUGACUGCUUGUCAGCUGGUAAUUGGACUCCUCUCUAGCUCAUUAACUGAAACUUCAUCAUCAACGAAUGAAUGUCCUCAGCUAUGUGUUUGUGAGAUCCGUCCCUGGUUUACCCCACAGUCAACAUACCGAGAAGCCAUAACUGUUGACUGCAAUGACCUUCGUUUAACUCGGAUUCCAGAGAACCUUUCUGCAGAUACCCAGGUGCUUUUGCUACAAAGCAACAACAUAGCAAGGACCAAUGGAGAAUUACAGAGACUUGUGAAUCUUACAGAAUUAGACCUAUCCCAGAACAACUUCACUUCCAUUCAGGAUGUGGGGCUUUCCAAUCUAAGUCAACUUACAACUUUACAUUUGGAGGAAAACCAAGUGUUUGAGAUGCCUGACAAUUGCUUAAAAGACUUGAACAACUUACAGGAGCUCUACAUAAAUCACAACCAGCUUAUCUCCAUCUCACCUAGUGCCUUUGCUGGACUACACAAUUUACUGAGACUGCACCUCAACUCGAACAAGCUCCGUAUGAUUGACAGCCGUUGGUUUGAAUCUACCCCUAACCUGGAGAUCCUGAUGAUUGGAGAAAAUCCAGUAAUUGGCAUCUUGGACAUGAAUUUCCGACCUUUGGGAAAUUUGCGAAGUCUGGUUCUGGCUGGGAUGUACUUGAGUGAUAUCCCAGGGAAUGCCCUGCUUGGUUUGGAUAACUUAGAGAGCCUUUCAUUCUAUGAUAACAAGCUGAGCCGAGUUCCUCAGCUAGCUCUUCAGAAAGUACCCAACCUUAAGUUCUUAGACCUUAAUAAAAACCCAAUCCGAAAGAUUCAAGAAGGAGACUUUAAAAACAUGCUUCGUUUAAAAGAGCUGGGAAUCAACAACAUGGCCGAGCUGGUGUCUCUGGAUCGCUAUGCACUGGACAAUCUUCCCGAGCUGACUAAGCUGGAAGCUACCAAUAACCCAAAGCUCUCCUAUAUCCAUCGAUUCGCUUUUCGGAAUGUGCCUACACUGGAGAGCUUGAUGUUAAACAACAAUGCACUGAACUCUGUUUAUCAUGGGACGGUGGAGUCCCUCCCGAACCUUAGAGAGAUAAGUGUCCACACUAACCCUCUGCGAUGUGAUUGUGUUCUACACUGGAUGGGUUCCAAUCAAACGACUAUCCGUUUCAUGGAGCCACUCUCUAUGUUUUGUGCACUUCCACCAGAGUAUCGUGGGCAGCCGGUGAAAGAGGCAGUGGCCCAGGACCCUGCAGGAGAACAGUGUCUUCCUAUGAUUUCUCAAGAUACCUUCCCUAGCCAUCUCAACCUAGACCUAGGAAUGACAGUCACUCUUGAUUGCCGGGCAAUGGCAGAGCCUGAACCAGAAAUCUAUUGGGUGACCCCGUUGGGACAUAAGGUGACCACGGAGACCCUCUCUGACAAGUAUCGUCUAAGCGAGGAGGGAACAUUGCAGAUUUCCAAUGUGCAAGUUGAGGAUUCUGGACGUUACACAUGUGUGGCACAAAAUUCCGAAGGGGCAGACACAAGGGUAGCCACAUUAAGAGUAAACGGAACCCUGCUGGAUGGAACCCAAGCCCUUAGGCUAUAUGUCCAACAGGCUGAGUCCAGCUCCAUUUUGGUGUCCUGGAAGGUUAGCUCCAAUGUUUUUGCUUCUAACCUGAAAUGGUCAUCAGCCACCAUGAAAAUUGAUAACCCACACAUUACUUAUACAGCCCGUGUCCCAGCUGAUGUUCACGAAUACAACUUGACACAUCUUCAGCCAGCCACCGAGUACGAAGUGUGCCUGACUGUGUCUGGCCUACAUCAGCAGGCUCAGCGCGCCUGCCUAAACGUCACCACUAAAAGCACAUCAUACUCGCUGACUGUCAGUGACCAGGAGACCAGUGCCGCCCUGGCUGCUGUGAUGGGCUCCCUCUUUGCCCUCAUCAGUUUUGCUUCAGUUUCCAUUUACGCAGCCAAAAGGUUCCAGAGAAAAAACUAUCGUCACUCUCUAAAGAAGUACAUGCAGAAAACAUCAUCGAUCCCACUGAAUGAGCUUUACCCUCCACUCAUCAGUCUGUGGGAGGGAGACAAUGAGAAGGAUAAAGAAGGGGCAACAGAGUCGAAAGCUUCCCAAGUGGACACGUCACAAAGCUAUUACAUGUGGUAACCCACAGAAUGGAGAUAAUAUAAUGGAGCACAAGAUUUGUCGAACACUCAUUUUUUCUGACCUUUGCGCUCUGUUUUUCUUCUGUUCCUCUGUUUAUUGAGUUUAGAUGCAAGUACAUACAUGGCCUUGCCAAAAUAAGGGAAACCACUUUAGAUCUCGGAGUUCCUUGUGCAAGGCUAGAAUAAGUAUACAUUGCUCACAUCCCAAAUUGAAAAUGUUUUUCAGUUACACCAUAAUUGAGCUUCAGUUUACCGUAAGGUCGUGUGUCGACCAUAUUUACAAUUAUUAAUAAUUAACAAAUUCCUCUUGGUAAGAUGUAUCGUUUUUUCAAACAUGAAAUAAUUUUGUCAAUUUUCUUAUUUUCUGAUGUUCUUCUGGAAGCUUUAUUUCUGAGCGUUGACUGUUGUAUUCACGGGGGGGGACCCAUAGCGACAGAUAAAAAUAUAAAUUGUUAACUUGGAUAUAAAGAUAUGCAAAGAGUA